AUGAGCUCUUCUGCUUCACCACCCUCUGUGUCUGUCGCACCUCCGACAUCAACACCCCAUGCAGCAGAUGGAUCCGCCGCGUCGUCGGCUCGCGACCCGUCCGCCAACUCGCCACCUUCCACCGAGAUGCCUAUGAUGCACGAUCUCGUACAGCAUACCACCGGUGUCAAUGCCGCACUGCUCACUGAUCUCCUGACGACAAUGGCGCUGGACUCCGACAAGAAGGGCGAUCGCAAUUCCGGCGAAAGUGAAGUGGGAGCGGAAGAACACGCGCCGCGCAACAUACUCGAUCUCCCACUGGAGAUUCUCAACAAGAUCAUCAGCCUCAUCAUUCCUCGCUUCCUGCACCUCAUCAUUCACAGCUAUGGCGACGAUAAGAGUGAUCUGCAAUGCACCGUCGAAGUAUCUCCGCAGGGUAUCUCUUCUUUGAAGGUCUCCUAUGAUGAAUCUUGGGCCGAUGUCCAGGCUCUGUUCAAGUUGAACUCCGCCUUUCACAAACUGGUCACCAAGCAGCUUGACUUCGACGCUCAACGAGCAGCAUCAAAUUUGGUGGUGACCUUACGAGACAAUCUUGACCCCGCAGGGCCAAUAUCACUUGGGAACCCUAAGCCUACCUGCCUGGUUGUGAGCGACAAGUUUCUCGAUCGAUUCAUUUUCAUUCGAUUCGAUGUACCAUUGUGCCUCUACUGCGAACGCGGAGGCCUGCGUAUGGUGCCGGAGACAGUCCACCGACUUGCUUGUUAUUACCAGAGGAACCCGCAUGAAGAUUGGCAGUUUUGCGGCCUGGGGACAAUGCAAUGGGCCAGGCGGGCCUCAAAUGGAUGGGUCGUUGCAGGAGACACGCUUGAGGCUGAAGCAUUCGACAAUGACAUGAUGCAAUUCGAUCCGCACGUUUGGAAGCGCGUAGUACACAGCACACUACCAGUCAUCGAAGGAAUCUCGGCCAACAUCAUCUUUGAAUCUGGCCCGGCACGGGACUUGCUCAAAAUGCAAGGCGUCUUUUACAGGAUGACGCGGGCUAUUCAGGAGUUGGAAGACACCGUACGCGCUCCUGGCGAAGAUUCCUGGCGGGCCAUGGGGCUCUCUUCGGCGAUCGCGCGCGACCUCAUUUGCCCGUUCGAGCCAUGUUUUGAACUGUUGAAGUGUUAA
This is a messenger RNA of Ramularia collo-cygni, 1149 nucleotides long. RefSeq lists its product as uncharacterized. The transcript has a single exon. Lineage: Eukaryota; Fungi; Ascomycota; Dothideomycetes; Mycosphaerellales; Mycosphaerellaceae. The record is from RefSeq and is a predicted model, not a curated record. The coding region runs from base 1 to 1149 and encodes 382 amino acids.